Molecule: messenger RNA, 2894 nt
Organism: Penaeus monodon (black tiger shrimp)
Lineage: Eukaryota; Metazoa; Arthropoda; Malacostraca; Decapoda; Penaeidae
Product: hexosaminidase D-like
Exons: 13
Coding region: 565-2085 (506 amino acids)
Biological process (GO): carbohydrate metabolic process
Molecular function (GO): hexosaminidase activity
Source: RefSeq, a predicted model, not a curated record
UGUACCGUACUUGCCUAACAUAUCACUCGUCUUUUAUAUUUCACUCGAUUGCGGACAAAUUAACCGUUCGUUUGAGAUUUGCGAAGUUCUGGCUUCGCCCGGGCCUUUCACUUGUGGCCCGGCCACAAAUUAACCUGUUAAAGCCGAUUAUAUUAUGCUCAAAUCUCGGUUAUCAGCUAGGCCUUUGUUGCUCAUCAGACAGUGCCAAACCCGAGCCUACUGUUAUGUCAUUUGGAUUCAUGCGCAAAAGCGUGAGAGAUUUGUAUAUGGUAGGCAAAAAGAUGUUUACAUAAAGAUCCAGAGAAGUGACUGAAUGCCCAUUAACGUCAGCAAGUGGUUGAAAAGCCUCACGGGAGCCGACCUACGGCGCUGCCCCGACCGCGCUCAAGCUUGAGUGGAGGGACUCGCAACCAGGCAGACAGGCGACAAUUACCAGCACAGAAGACCAAGUUAUACCCCAAAGUAAUUAUAUACUUCAAUAAACCCCAUAGAAGGAAGGACUUUGGUGUGGAGGAAAAUUGCAGAAUAAAUAAGUAAAAAAGGCAAAGAGACAUAGUAGACCUCAUGAGUCUUUCCUCCCUGCUGCAAUCCUGUAUUCAACAGACCAAGGAGACACUGAUCAGUAUGGUGGAUAUAGAUGGACAAGGCCACAGGUUGGUGCACCUAGAUUUGAAAGGAGCACCACCAAGGAUAAAUUACUAUGAGCAGUUGUUUCCACUAAUAAGAAGCUUUGGUGCCACUGGUUUGCUUAUAGAAUAUGAAGAUAUGUUUCCAUACCAUGGCAAGCUAAAGCAUUUACAGGCUCUAAAUGCAUACACACCAGAUGAUAUUGCAAAACUCCAUAGCAUAGCAGAGGUUAAUAAUCUCAUUGUCAUUCCUCUGGUCCAAACAUUUGGACAUUUUGAGUAUGUCUUGAAGCAUGAUGAGAACAGAGCCCUGAGGGAGGUGGAGCAUUAUCCCAAUGCUCUCUGUCCAACACACCCAGAUGCUUUCCCUUUGGUCACCAAGCUCAUCACACAGGUCCUGGAGCUCCACCCCAAAGACAAGCAUUUGCAUAUUGGAGCUGAUGAGGUUUGGCACAUUGGAAGAUGUCCUCGAUGUCAGGAUGAAAUAGAAUCGCACAAGAUAACCACAAAUGAUCUCUUCCUGAUGUGGGUACUUAGGUUGGCUAAGUGGAUCAAGGCUAAAUAUCCUCAUCUAACACUCAUCAUGUGGGAUGAUAUGAUGCGCCAAAUUCCUCUUGAGAAGCUCCUAAAUAGUGGAAUAGGGGAAGUUGUUGAACCAAUGAUAUGGCAGUAUCAUGCUAAAAAGUUUGACUUUCCUCUAGAUCUUUUCAGUCGAUAUGGAACAGUUUUUGAUGGGCUUUGGGUAGCAAGUGCUUUCAAAGGUGCUACAGGAAGUACACAGUUUAUACCCCCGAUCCAACACCAUAUUAACAAUCAUCUGACAUGGAUAACAACUCUCGCAGAACAUAAGCAUCAGUUCAAGAAGUAUCGUGGUAUAUGUAUCACUGGUUGGCAGAGAUAUGAUCACUAUGCCGUGCUUUGUGAGCUUCUGCCUGUGGGAAUUCCUUCACUUUGUUUGUGUCUCAGAGUUCUCACCCAUGAGUCCUUCACUGAAACAGAUCAUGACAGUGUUUCACAGCAGUUGGGAUUCUCUCACCGAAUUAAUGUCAUUCCAUUUCCAAGACCUCAGGUUAUAGAACAAGGGAUGCAGUUCCCAGGAUACAGAGUUUACAUUGGGGUCCAGAUGUGGUCUAACUUUGUAUGCAAGUAUCAGGCCAUCAGCAACUCUGAAGGGAUGUUGGGUUGGUUCAGUGACUACCAGAGGUCAAAAAACUUCACUAAUCCUGUUCAAGUGGAAAGUAUAAUGAAACCUCUUCAGGAAGUUCUUCAGAAUUUGACAGAGCUUCGAUCCCAUUUUAUCCCUUGGCUGCUGGAGAUAUUUUAUGAAGAUACAGUCGAGGAAUGGGUUGGCUCAUUUAUUGACCCUCUUUUAGAGAAGUUAUCUCAAGUAAUUGAAGAGUGCAGGAAGCAGAUUAACAUUGGAGGAAGAGUGAAGAAUUACAAAAAGAUAGAAAGUUAAAGUGAGUAGAGGAGUAGGGAUUUAUAUUUAUGUUACCAGGAGGACUAAUUGCGAAUACGUAAAUACUGCUGUGGGAUUGAAUACUGAUAUUAGCAGAUAUUAUCUGAAUUCAGGAGUCAAAAUGUAACCACAACUUCAUUGUGAGUACUUUAUUUGCUUGAGAUCAUACUGCUGAAUGAGAUCCCAUUGUGAGUACUUUAUUUGCUUGAGAUCAUGCUGCUGAAUGAGAUCCCAGUCUGGUUUGCCCAAGUAUUAAAGGCUAAUCAGUUGUAGCACUGUGUGAUAUAUUUGUUUGAAGAAAAGUUGAAAUGGAAAGUAAAAGUUCUAGCAUAAAUAGUCACUGUAAUGAUCUGUAAAUAAUACUAAACCUUUACAACCAUUUGAUAAGAGUGAAUCUGCAAUUCUUAAAGUUCCCCAAACUUGAAGAAGGAGCUGCUUUGUAUUUUGAUAAAUAGAUGUUAAAUUUGUGAUGCUGUUUUCACAUAAACCUGAAAUUUUUUUGUCCUUUUCCAUCUGAUGCUGUUAAUGGAAUGUGGCUCACACUGUUGAUCAAGGCUGUCAUGUUUCUAUACUUCAGAUCUUGUUGUACAUCUGAGAAUUAAAAAAUAUGUAAGUUACAUUUUGUUUAAAACUUGGAUUCAGUUAUGGGGAAACAAUGGUCAAGUGAAAAUGUCAAUGCUGGCAAAAAAGUGCAAAGUGAAUGUUUUUGUUAAACAUCAGUAACUUCAAAAUAGUCAUCAUUUACAAUGUUAAUGGAGCUAUUGUAAUAUGUCACUUUAAUGCAUAAAAUGAAUAAAGUUUGUCUAAUU